GCGCUUUCCGUCAGUGACUCCGUCUCCGUGCGAUUCUGCUCUUGCCUCAUUUGAGCUUCUUCCUCUGCAUUUCUCCAAUCCAUACUCUCACCUCCCACUCCCACUCCGCACAUCCUCAAUCUCUCCAGUGCUCCCGAUUGUCGAAACAUAUCAAACAUCUCCACCCUCAUGUACAGCUCAUAGCAUCCGCAUCCCGCAUCGCAUCGCAUCGACUUUCCUGCCACCUCGUUACUCCCAGCAUCCAUUCACAUCCGCUCACGAGCAAUCUCCAUAUCCCGUCAACAUCGUUCGUUUGCUGUGGUUGAUACGGAGGAAUUUUCGUCCGUAAAGGACCAGACACCACAAUCAUCAUGCCCGACACGAAUAGUUACUACUCCUCUCCCGUGAGCUCGCCGACGUUCAUGAAGACGCAGCUGCCCUUUUCCUGGUCGAUACCAAACCCACUACCGCGCAGGUUACGACGACGCAUACGCUCCCAAUUCCGCGCAGCGACAUCUCCGGCUUCGAAUAUUGCCGGACUCGAAACCUCCUUCAAUCCAGCAGACACGAUAAAAGCGCUCAAGGCACACAGGUGGUCGGUGUACGAUGGCCAAUAUUUACUGCUCAUUAUUCUGGCCAUAUUCUCUUUGUCCAUAAGUCAGGCACCCGGGCCAAUAAUGAAGACCGCCGCAGCAUCUGCCCUCAUGCUCGCUUUACUCAUGCCAAUCACUCGUCAAUUUUUCCUGCCGGCGCUCCCAAUUCUAUCUUGGGUGUUUCUUUUUUUCAAUGCUCGGUACGUACUUUUGCGUCACAUCUUUUGACUUUUUACGGCACCGAUCGGCAACUGUUAGUAAUCUUCAAGUCUAACCAUCCGUCCCUUAGAUUUAUUCCUGCAGAGUACCGUCCACACAUCUGGGUCAAGGUUCUACCUGCCCUCGAAAAUAUUUUAUACGGGGCCAAUUUGAGCAACAUCCUCUCUGCACACCAAAAUGCCGUACUAGAUGUGCUGGCUUGGUUACCAUACGGAAUUUUACAUUUUGGUGGACCAUUCAUUUGGGCUAUUCUCAUGUUCCUUUUCGCUCCCCCAGGAACAAUCAAUGUCUAUGGUCGGACAUUUGGGUAUUUGAACAUCGUUGGGGUUAUAAUUCAAUUGAUCUUCCCAUGCUCUGCUCCAUGGUACGAGAACAUGUACGGACUUGCACCCGCCAAUUAUUCCAUGGAGGGAUCCCCAGCUGGUCUCGCUCGCAUCGACAAAUUGUUUGGCAUUGACAUGUACACUACGAAUUUCACUGCGUCACCGUUGGUAUUUGGCGCCUUUCCAUCGCUCCACUCUGGUAACGCCGUCUUGGAAGCCUUAUUCAUGAGCCACUGCUUCCCGAAACUACGCCCGUUGGUCAUUGGUUACGCAAUGUGGAUGUGGUGGGCAACCAUGUACCUGUCUCACCACUAUGCGGUCGAUUUGGUAGCCGGUGGAUUCCUUGCUGCAAUUGCUUUUUACAUCGCCAAAACAAACUUCUUGCCAAGAAUCCAAGACGACAAGUUCUUCCGAUGGGACUACGAUUAUGUUGAGCUCGGGGACGCACCAACUGUUGAUGGAUACGAAUAUGGCCUGACAGUUCUCGACCGUGAUUUUCACAACGAUAGUAGCGACGAAUGGACUGUUGGGUCUUCUUCUUCCGUUUCUUCCGGAUCAAGAAGUCCAGUAGACGAGACCGGAUCAUCAUGGGAGGGCGAAACAUUAGCGUCUCAAGUCUCGGACAGCGAACUCAGCGAAGUUGUUGUCCGAUGAUGAUCCCUGAACCCAGGCCAAACAACAUUCUCAACAAGGCCACCUGUUGAGACGAUACCCCUCUUGACGAUUUACGGCAUUUUCAUGUUACGGCGUUUAGCAUAUGAGCGGAUAUGGUUUAAUUCCAACUCAUCACUUUUUUAUUCCUCGACUUCUGGCACAGGACAGGUUUCUCAAAAACCCACUUCACACUUUUCCCACCGACUUGUACAUAAUAUCGCCCUCUUCUUCCAUAAUGACAUAUGGGAUCCGGGGGGCGGGAGCAACGGCGGCGCCUUUUACGCCGGAAAAACCUACGAUUUUAAUCAUGAUUGCCUUGGAAUGACAUCGACCGACCUGGAGAUUCGACGAUCGAUUUGAAACCUCGGCCAAUACUUCAUUUCAGCACUUACUUUUUUUUCUCUUGCAAAACUUCACUCCCUCGCGGGAGAGAUAGAGGCGCCGUUUUUUCUUCUUCUUUUUCUUUCAGAAAUAAAUACUGCUGCACUAUCGCUAGAGUUACCGCCAUUGCCACAAGUGGAUGGAUUGUGCUGGGCUCAAUUGUAUGAAUAUAGAACCUUUUCGACACUCGCUUCGCUGAACAUAGAUUUUUGGCAACAGGAACACCAUAGGGAAGGGGAGAUGGGGGGUGGUUCCUUUUUUGGGUAUUCAAGAGAUGGGGAUGAGAACCACCAGAAGUCAUUUGGUGGGAUGGGAUGAAUUUGUAGAUGAGAUGAAAGAUAAUAGGGAAUGAGGGAAACUUUUUUUUGCUUUUUUUUUCUUCUUUUUUUUUCCACUGGACUGUCGUUCUCCUACUAUCUUUGGUGGAGGAAACUCGAGCGGUGGGAAGGAUGUAAUUAGGGAGGG
This is a messenger RNA of Hymenoscyphus albidus, 2614 nucleotides long. NCBI's taxonomy places the organism in Eukaryota, Fungi, Ascomycota, Leotiomycetes, Helotiales, Helotiaceae. The record is from the annotation of a GenBank genome assembly.